GUGACGUCAUCACGCACGGCGCGUCCGCGGUGUCUCCGGUGAGGAAGUGGAGCAGAAUGAAAGUAAAUAAGUUGUCCCUCCGCUUGUGAAGUGUCGCCAGCGAGUCGAGCUCAGAGCGGAGCCGGACGAUGCCUCAUGGAGACGCGUCAGAGGACAAGGCCGAGAGCGAGCAGCACCGGCCGCUCAUGCUGGAAAGAGUGGAGGAAGGAACAUCUCCCGGCUGUUGGACUGCGGCGUCGCGGCGGCUGAAGAAGCACUGCUCCUGCUCGCCACAGAAGGUCAAGGCCAAGAUCCUGGACUUCCUUCCCAUCCUAAAAUGGCUGCCACACUACCAGCUGAAAGACUGGAUCCUGGGCGACGUCAUGUCCGGACUCAUUGUGGGAGUCCUGUUGGUCCCGCAGUCCAUCGCCUACGCCUUGCUGGCUGGUCAGGACCCCAUCUAUGGGCUCUACACCUCCUUCUUCUCCUCCAUCAUCUACACCAUCCUCGGCACCUCCAGGCACAUCUCUGUGGGCAUUUUUGGGGUUCUGUGCCUGCUGGUGGGCCAGGUGGUGGACAGGGAGCUGGCGUUGGCAGGGUACCUCGCAGAGGACUUCAACACCAACAACAGCGCCGCCCUCCUGGCAGCUCAUGGGAACGGCAGCGCGGUGGCGCAGUGUGACCGGAGCUGCUACGCCAUCGCCGUGGGGGCGACGGUCACGUUCACCGCUGGGAUUUACCAGGUGCUGAUGGCUGUUUUCCAGGUGGGCUUCAUCUCAGUCUACUUGUCCAACCCCCUCCUCAGCGGCUUCGCCACCGGAGCCUCCCUGACCAUCCUCACCUCCCAGGUCAAGUACCUCCUGGGCCUGAAGCUCCGCAGGCCCCAGGGCUGGUUCACGCUGAUCAAGACCUGGUUGGGUCUGCUGGCCAACGUGGGCCAGACCAACCUGUGCGACCUGCUGACCAGCCUGGUGUGUCUGCUGCUGCUGGUGCCCACCAAGGAGCUCAACUACCGCUUCAAGGCCAAGUUGAAGGCUCCAAUCCCCUUUGAGCUCUUUGUGGUCAUAAUCGCCACACUGGCGUCUCAUUUCGGCCGUUUCCACGUGGAGUACGGCUCAGAGGUGGCCGGGGAGAUCCCCACGGGCUUCCUGCCGCCGCAGAUGCCGUCGUGGUCCCUCAUCCCCAACGUGGCGGUGGACGCCUUCUCCAUGGCGCUGGUGGGCUUCGCCAUCACGGUGUCGCUGUCGGAGAUGUUCGCCAAGAAGCACGGCUACCAAGUGGACGCCAACCAGGAGUUGUACGCCAUCGGCUUCUGCAACCUCCUGCCGUCGUUCUUCAGCUGCUUCACCAGCAGCGCCGCCCUGACCAAAACGCUGGUCAAGGAGUCGACGGGCUGCCAGACGCAGGUGUCCGGGCUGGUCAGCGCCGUGGUCCUGCUGCUGGUGCUGCUGGUCAUUGCGCCGCUCUUCUAUUCCCUCCAGAAGUGCGUGCUCGCCGUCAUCAUCGUGGUCAACCUCCGCGGCGCUCUGCGGAAGUUCGCCGAGGUGCCUGGCAUGUGGCGCGCCAACCGGGUGGACGCCUCCAUCUGGUUGAUCACCAUGGCGACCUCGGCGCUGGUCAACACGGAGAUGGGUCUCCUGGUGGGGGUGCUGGUGUCCGCCUUCAGCGUCCUGGUGCGAACCCAGCGCGCGCAGGUGCUGGAGCUGGGCCGCGCCCCCGGCAGGGACCACUACGAGGCCCUGGCCUCGUACCAAGGCCUGCACACUCACCCGGGAGUGGCCGUGGUCAGAUACCCCGCCCCCGUUUACUACGCCAACCAGACUCUGUUCAGGAAGUCUUUGUACCGCCGCGUGGGGCUGGACCCCGUGGAGGAGAAGACUCGCCGCGUCAAGCUUGAGAAGAAGUCCAAAGACAAGGAAGGAGUCCAGGACGCUUUGCGCUUGGAAGACGGCGAAAGUGCCGCCAGUGUCACUUUGAGGCUGGACAAGAAAUCUCAGAGCGCUUUACGAGGAUUAGUGCUGGACUGCAGCGCCAUCUUGUUCCUCGACGGCGUCGGUGUCAACACCCUGAAGGAACUACGCAAGGAUUACGCCGAGCUCGGGGUCACGGUGGUCCUGGCUCAGUGCAACACCGCCGUCCUGGACGCUCUUCAGCGAGGGGGAUACAUCCCGGAGAGGGACGACGGGGUGGUUUUCUUCACCAUCGCAGACGCCGUCCAUCACGUGCAGCACGCGUCCACGCCAAAUGGCGACGCCGGAAACUGAGGUUUACUGAUGAUGUGUUUACAAAUGCUGAGGCAGUUACUGAAAGUGGCAAAUUAUUCACCAACGUUAUUCUUUUACAAUCACAAAUAAGUCCUGGUUCAAAGUCAAAAAUACUUUUUUAAAAUUCUACAUAUGCAGUAACUAUUUUUGCAAUACUUUUUAUAUGCACCUUUUGUAUGGGAGGUUGUUUUCAAAAAACUGGAACAUGUCAUUUCCGUAGAAAAAUUUACAGAAAUGCUGAAGAGCCAAAGUCGAAUAUAAAUGCUAACAGUCAAGUAACAAACAUGAGGAAAAAAGAAGCUAGCAUGCUAGUGUUAGCAUGCUAGCUUCUUUUGCCAUUGUGCCGGGCCCCAAAUGUACGUUGGUAAACCUCACUCCCUGACAGCCUUAAGAACAGCGCAAGUUAUCGGGUUGCUAGCCAAGGCUUUUAGCUCAAGAGCAAGCACGCUCAUUGCUGAUGCCGGACGAACAGAAAAGCAGGGACUGAACCGGGCGGGUUACAACGGUGCCGUGACCCGGACCAGAGUGAGGUUUCAGGGGGUGAGUGUAACGAAUGCCAGCCAGUGUUCCAGGCCCAAAUGUACGUUGGUACACCUCACACUCUGACAACCUUAAGAGCAGUGCAAGUUACCGAGUUGCUAGCUCAGGCUUUUAGCUCUGUACCUAGCACGCUCCUUUUUCAUGCCGGACGACCCAGGUUUAGUCACCGGCGGAACUUAAAAAGCAGGGUGCUGUGACCCGGACCAGAGUGAGGUUUUAGGGGGUGAGUGUAACGAAUGCCAGCCAGUGAGUCCGGUCCAAAUGUACGUCUGUAAACAUCACUCACUUAAGAGCAGUCCAAGUUACCAGGUUGCUAGCCCAGGCUUUUAGCUCGUCUCCGAUGCCGGACGAACCAAGGUUUAGUCCCGGGCGGAAGAGAAAAGCAAGGACUGAACUGGGUGGGUUACAACGGUGCCGUGACCUGGACCAGAGUGAGGUUUUAGGGGGUGAGUUUAACGAAUGCCAGCCAGUGUUCCAGGCCCAAAUGUACGUUGGUAAACCUCACUCCUUGACAACCUUCAGAGCAGUGCAAGUUACCGGGUUUCUAGCCCAGGGUUUUAGCUUAAUAGGUAUGCGUGCUUAUUUCUGAUGCCGGACGAACAGAAAAGCAGGGACUGAACCGGGUGGGUUACAACGGUGCCGUGACCCGGACCAGAGUGAGGUUUUAGGGGGUGAGUAUAGCGAAUGCCAGCUAGUGAGCCCGGCCCAAAUGUACGUUGGUAAACAUCACUCACUUAAGAGCAGUCCAAGUUACCAGGUUGCUAGCCCAGGCUUUUAGCUCGGCAGCUAGCACGCUCGUCUCCGAUGCCGGACGAACCAAGGUUUAGUCCCGGGCGGAAUAGAAAAGCAAGGACUGAACUG
Messenger RNA from Nerophis lumbriciformis (worm pipefish), 3644 nucleotides. It is a transcript of the gene slc26a2, whose product is annotated as solute carrier family 26 member 2. Gene Ontology annotation, cellular component: membrane. Gene Ontology annotation, biological process: sulfate transmembrane transport. Gene Ontology annotation, molecular function: secondary active sulfate transmembrane transporter activity. The record is from RefSeq and is a predicted model, not a curated record. Lineage: Eukaryota; Metazoa; Chordata; Actinopteri; Syngnathiformes; Syngnathidae.